This is a messenger RNA of Amoebophrya sp. A25, 1719 nucleotides long. The record is from the annotation of a GenBank genome assembly. NCBI's taxonomy places the organism in Eukaryota, Dinophyceae, Syndiniales, Amoebophryaceae.
AGACCUAGACGUAGUGCUAGUCGAACAUACUAUGUAUAUCUAUAUUGAUCGUCCUCGGCACGGACGCAUUCUCCUUCCUAAAUCUUUUCUCUUCUUGAUUCCUUCGUAUUUAGUAGAUACGUAAGCGCUACGUAGUGUCUUGAUGCUCGGUCCGUAUGAUCAGUUAGUAUAGAUAAAAAUUCAAAAUGGCUCGAACAAACCAGAAAGCAGCAAAGAACAAAGGGCGCGUUCGCCUAGGCUGUUGUAAUACCUACAUCUUCUCCGUCGAACGCGGCCAAGCCUGGACUCUUUUCGUCUUAGGGAUCGCGUGGAUCCUUGCGAUCCUUUUCCUUCUGAUCGGGCCAUCUUCGUUUUACGAAGAGGGCUAUGGCAGUUCAUCGCACAGACUACCCUAUCCUGCCGAUGAAUGGUUUCGGUAUAGAAAAUGCAGGUUAAUCUCCAAGGAGAAUAUCGCCAAGGAGCCUGAGGAAGUAAGAAAGGCUUUUGGGUUCGGAGACGAACAAGAUGAGCUGGUGUUCGAUAAAAGCGGCCAAGGAAGAUGGGAGAAGAAAGGGAGUAAGAAAAUGAACGACAACGAUGGAGAUUCCUUUAGCGUCUAUUGUCCGGAGAUCAAGGAUGGAGAAGGACAUGCUUCCUCUUCUACUUCUUAUGCAUCUUCUGGUAGUGAAGAAGCUGCUGAUAGGGUGGUGGACGACGACGAAGGCAAAAAAACGAAGAAACAUAAACAGAUACUUCCAGGACAACCUGCUUUCGCCAAGGAACUUCGUCUUUACUUCGUUGAUGCACCUGAAAGUCUUUACAAGAUCUACAAACGCGAUAGAGGAGGCUUUGUGCAGGAGAGUAACAGCAACAGAUUGGAGAGUCAAGCGAAGUAUUUCGGCAUUCAAGAUUUCAAUGCGGAGACGGAAAACAUGCGUGCUGAUCGACUUCGUGCUGAUCGAAAACAUGAAGAUAAAAGACCUAUUUUUUAUUCUGCAGUUGAUGCUGAAAAACCUAUUUCCUUAGUAGGACAAUGGGCGAAAGACUUUACGACAAAUUUUUUAACGCUAGGGCUAGGCGAAGGCAGAAAGAAUGGUGACAAGAAGAAGCAGUCGAAGCAGAUGGAGAUGGAGAAAGGAUUUGACAUCUUUUAAGGCUAGUUUUUCACUACCCCAUGUCUGGGGACCGACUAUGCUGAGUGGAGUCCCCCUGGAUUUAGAGGGGAAACCAAGGCGAAAACGGGCAACUCACUCAACCAGGGAUAGUGAAAGACUAGCGCCAAAUCUUUACACGUGGAGAAAGGGUCUACGGCGACAAGAACCGUAUCUAUGGUUUGGUGUCUGCCCGACGUAGUACUACAACAUCCAGCACUUCUCGUGGUAGAAGUAAGAUUCAUUGGCUUCACGAAGAGCUUGCGAUGAACGGCUUAGUGCGACUAGGGCAGACAAAAGGAGCACCUGGAUAUGAGAAUUUACGUACUGUUACCGAUACUGCUACUGACAGAGAAGAGAUGAAUGAAGGUGAAGGUGAACAUGAAAGCGGAAGCGGAAGUGGUACACGUGGAAGUGGUACACAUGAACAUGAUCCAUCUACUUCUUCUACUUCCACCACACAACCCAGAAUCCCCAAUCUCAGAGACCUAGAAACGAUAAGUAAGAAAGAGAAACGUGGUGGAUGGCUGGAUUCCUAUGACGCAGGUCCAAAUUGGUUGAGUUAUACCUAGAUACAGCUAGAUACGAG